This is a messenger RNA of Dicentrarchus labrax (European seabass), 1352 nucleotides long. RefSeq names its product HEN methyltransferase 1 (gene henmt1). Gene Ontology annotation, cellular component: nucleus; cytoplasm. Gene Ontology annotation, biological process: piRNA processing; siRNA processing; RNA methylation. NCBI's taxonomy places the organism in Eukaryota, Metazoa, Chordata, Actinopteri, Moronidae. The transcript is spliced from 9 exons. Gene Ontology annotation, molecular function: O-methyltransferase activity; RNA methyltransferase activity. Bases 6 to 1301 code for a protein of 431 amino acids. The record is from RefSeq and is a predicted model, not a curated record.
UAAAGAUGGACCCGAUAUUCAGCCCGUCGCUUCACAGGCAGAGACAUCAAUUUGUCAUCGAUUUUGUACGGAGGAACAAACCCAGAAAGGUGGUGGACUUGGGGUGCAGCGAGUGCAGCCUUCUCAAAAAACUAAAGUUUCACCGUGAAGUUGAGCUGCUGGUCGGAGUGGACAUCAACGGUGCCAAAGUGAAGAAAAAGAUGCAUGGAUUAGGCCCUAUAUCAACUGACUAUCUGCAGCCGACUUAUGAUCAGCUGCGUGUUGAGCUGUACCAGGGCUCAGUCACACAAAAAGACGUCCGCCUUAGAGGAUUUGAUCUGGUGACCAGCAUAGAGCUCAUAGAGCACCUCACUCUUGCUGAUGUGGAGUGCUUCUCUGAGGUGGUGUUUGGUUACAUGAUCCCAGUGGCGGUUAUUGUCAGCACCCCAAACUCCGAGUUCAACCCCCUUUUCACUGGACUGACAGGUUUCAGGCACUCUGACCACAAGUUUGAGUGGACCAGAGCAGAGUUCCAGUCCUGGGCUCUGAAGGUGUGUUUGGAGUAUGGUUAUGAGGUGGAGUUCACUGGGGUUGGACAGGCGCCGCCAGGCCAGCAGGAGAGUGUCGGCUUCUGCUCCCAGAUUGGUGUGUUUCACCGACGUGCGGGGAGAGAUCACUGCAACAUGUUGUUCGGUGAUGAUGCGGAUGAUGUGUUUUCAUACACACUGCUGUAUAGUAUAAACUACCCCAGCCUGCGUGACAACAACAUUUUGCGGAGGGUCCUGGUGAGUGAGGUGUUGUACUGGACAGAAAAGCUGAAGAGAAGAUGGAUGGAGGAGAAGACUGGCGAGAGGGAUGACGCUUACACACUGUGCCUGACUGAGGGAGGAGUGGAGGAAUGUCUCAGAGCGUUAGAGCGACACGUGGACAUGGAAGAGAAACAGACAGCUGCAUGUGGAGCAGAGGUGAAACAUCCGGUGGUGUCAGAGGAUCAGGAAGGAGAGGAUGAAGAGGUGUUUUGGACAAACGGCAAAGGACAACAGGAGUCUAAAAAACUGCACAGGUGUGUGUGUGUACCUCUGGCUGCGCUGUGGUCCUGCUGCCCUAAAGUCAGUGCCCUGAGUGGAAGUCUGAGUAAUCUCAGACAUAUCCUGAUGGAGGACCCCGAAGUUAAACUGAGCCAGGACCGCUCUGCCGUGCUUGUACAGGAGGAAGACCUUGAAGAAGAGGAUCAUAAUGAUUUGGAGGACAGCGGAUAUGCAGAGGCCGGCCAGUGCUCCCACAAUGCUGUGCAAGAGGAGGACUGGGAGGCAAAUAUUUGAUCUAGAACAUACAUAUUGGGACAAGUAGGUUACUUGUUUAAAGGGAAUUCA